Molecule: messenger RNA, 5201 nt
Organism: Melozone crissalis (California towhee)
Lineage: Eukaryota; Metazoa; Chordata; Aves; Passeriformes; Passerellidae
Gene: NRXN3
Product: neurexin 3
Exons: 19
Coding region: 22-4320 (1432 amino acids)
Source: RefSeq, a predicted model, not a curated record
AGUAAAGCGCGAGAUGAGAACAUGGCCACUUUCCGUGGCUCCGAGUACCUUUGCUAUGACCUGUCGCAAAACCCCAUCCAGAGCAGCAGCGAUGAGAUCACGCUCUCCUUCAAGACCUGGCAGCGCAACGGGCUCAUCCUGCACACGGGCAAGUCAGCUGACUACGUCAACCUGGCCCUGAAGGACGGUGCUGUGUCCUUGGUCAUCAACCUGGGGUCUGGGGCCUUUGAGGCCAUUGUGGAGCCGGUCAAUGGCAAGUUCAAUGACAACGCGUGGCACGACGUUAAGGUGACACGCAACCUGCGGCAGCACUCAGGCAUUGGACACGCUAUGGUGACAAUCUCUGUGGAUGGCAUCCUUACCACCACGGGCUACACACAGGAGGACUACACCAUGCUGGGCUCAGAUGACUUCUUUUACGUGGGAGGGAGCCCCAGUACUGCUGAUUUACCUGGGUCUCCAGUAAGCAAUAACUUCAUGGGCUGCCUCAAAGAGGUUGUUUAUAAGAAUAAUGACAUUCGUCUGGAGCUGUCUCGCUUGGCACGGAUUGGUGAUACUAAGAUGAAGAUCUAUGGGGAAGUGAAAUUCAUAUGUGAAAAUGUGGCUACGCUGGACCCCAUCAGCUUUGAGACACCUGAGGCCUAUAUUAGUCUGCCUAAAUGGAAUACCAAGAGGAUGGGCUCCAUCUCAUUUGAUUUCCGAACCACUGAACCCAAUGGACUGAUCCUUUUCACCCACGGCAAGCCUCAGGAGAGGAAAGAUACCAGAAGCCAGAAAAAUACAAAGGUAGACUUUUUUGCAGUUGAGCUUCUAGAUGGAAACCUCUACUUGCUGCUGGACAUGGGCUCUGGGACCAUUAAAGUGAAGGCCACCCAGAAGAAAGCCAAUGAUGGAGAAUGGUAUCAUGUGGAUAUUCAACGAGAUGGAAGAUCAGGUACCAUAUCAGUGAACAGCCGACGCACGCCAUUCACCGCUAGCGGGGAGAGUGAGAUCCUGGAUCUGGAAGGUGAUAUGUACCUGGGUGGGCUGCCAGAGAACCGGGCAGGACUCAUCCUUCCCACAGAGCUCUGGACAGCAAUGCUGAACUAUGGCUACGUGGGCUGUAUCCGAGACUUGUUCAUUGAUGGCCGAAGCAAGAACAUCCGGCAGCUGGCAGAGGCGCAGAAUGCCGCCGGGGUCAAGUCCUCCUGCUCCCGCCUCAGCACCAAGCAGUGUGACAGCUACCCCUGCAAGAACAAUGCAGUCUGCAAGGAUGGCUGGAACCGCUUCAUUUGUGACUGCACUGGCACUGGCUACUGGGGUAGAACAUGUGAGCGAGAGGCCUCUAUCUUGAGCUAUGAUGGCAGCAUGUACAUGAAGAUCAUCAUGCCAAUGGUCAUGCACACAGAAGCAGAGGACGUGUCCUUCCGUUUCAUGUCCCAGCGUGCCUACGGGCUGUUGAUGGCGACCACGUCCCGGGACUCUGCGGACACUCUGCGCCUCGAGCUGGAUGGAGGCCGGGUCAAGCUCAUGGUCAAUUUAGGCAAGGGACCUGAAACUCUUUAUGCUGGGCAGAAGCUCAAUGACAAUGAGUGGCACACUGUCCGGGUGGUGCGGCGAGGAAAGAGCCUCAAGCUGAUCGUGGAUGAUGAUGUUGCUGAGGGCACAAUGGUUGGUGAUCACACCCGCUUGGAGUUUCACAACAUCGAGACAGGGAUCAUGACAGAGAAGCGCUACAUCUCCGUCAUCCCCUCCAGCUUCAUCGGGCACCUGCAGAGCCUCAUGUUCAACGGGAUGCUCUACAUCGACCUGUGCAAGAACGGCGACAUUGACUACUGCGAGCUGAAGGCGCGCUUUGGCCUCCGCAACAUUAUAGCUGACCCUGUCACGUUCAAGACUAAGAGCAGCUACUUGAGCUUGGCCACCUUGCAGGCUUAUACAUCCAUGCACCUCUUCUUUCAGUUCAAGACCACCUCAGCUGAUGGUUUCAUCCUCUUUAACAGUGGUGAUGGCAAUGACUUUAUCGCAGUUGAACUAGUCAAGGGGUAUAUACACUAUGUGUUUGACCUUGGAAAUGGACCUAAUGUUAUCAAAGGCAACAGUGAUCGUCCUCUGAAUGACAACCAGUGGCACAAUGUUGUCAUUACCAGAGAUAACAGUAACACACACAGCUUAAAAGUGGACACCAAGGUGGUCACUCAGGUUAUCAACGGUGCCAAAAAUCUGGAUCUUAAAGGUGAUCUCUACAUUGCUGGCCUGGCUCAAGGCAUGUAUAGCAACCUCCCAAAGCUUGUGGCCUCUCGUGAUGGAUUUCAGGGCUGCCUGGCGUCUGUAGACCUGAAUGGGCGUCUGCCUGACCUCAUCAACGAUGCUCUGCACCGCAGUGGGCAGAUUGAGCGUGGCUGUGAAGGGCCGAGCACUACCUGCCAGGAAGAUUCCUGUGCGAAUCAGGGCAUCUGUAAUCAGCAGUGGGAAGGCUUCACCUGUGACUGCUCCAUGACUUCUUAUUCUGGGAGCCAGUGCAAUGAUCCUGGUGCCACAUAUAUCUUUGGGAAGAGUGGAGGUCUCAUCCUGUACACCUGGCCAGCUAAUGACAGACCAAGCACGAGGACAGACCGUCUUGCUGUGGGCUUCAGCACAACAGUGAAGGAUGGCAUCCUCGUCCGGAUCGACAGUGCCCCUGGGCUGGGUGAUUUCCUGCAGCUGCACAUAGAGCAAGGCAAGAUUGGUGUAGUCUUCAAUAUUGGCACGGUGGACAUCUCUAUUAAAGAGGAAAGCACACCUGUAAAUGAUGGCAAAUAUCACGUAGUACGCUUUACCAGGAAUGGUGGCAAUGCAACACUUCAGGUUGACAGCUGGCCAGUGAAUGAACACUACCCCACAGGCAACACUGAUAGUGAACGGUUCCAAAUGGUAAAACAGAAAAUCCCCUUCAAAUAUAACCGGCCUGUAGAGGAGUGGCUGCAGGAAAAAGAUGAUGCUACACCGCAUCACCACUUGGCUUCGAGACCUGCCACGACGACCAAAAUUGGACGACAGUUAACGAUCUUCAACACCCAGGCGCAAAUAGCCAUAGGAGGGAAGGACAGAGGGCGUCUCUUCCAAGGCCAGCUCUCCGGGCUCUAUUACAAUGGCCUGAAAGUGCUCAACAUGGCGGCAGAGAACAACCCCAACAUUAAAAUCAAUGGAAGCGUCCGACUCGUUGGGGAAGUCCCUUCCAUCUUGGGAACAACACCCACAACAUCGGUGCCACCGGAGAUGUCGACGACAGUCAUGGAAACCACAACCACGAUGGCGACCACUACCACCCGGAAAAAUCGCUCCCCGCCCAGCAUCCAGACAACAGAUGACAUCGUUUCAUCAGCUGAAUGUUCCAGUGAUGAUGAAGAUUUCAUUGACUGUGAACCCAGUACAGGAGGUGAAUUAGUUAUCCCUCUACUUGUAGAAGACCCUUUAGAUAUUCCUCCUAUUGCUACUCGUGCACCUUUCAUUACACUUCCCCCUACCUUUCGCCCCCUCCUCACCAUUAUUGAGACCACCAAAGAUUCCCUGUCCAUGACCUCUGAGGCGGGGUUACCUUGCUUGUCGGACCAAGGCAGCGAUGGUUGUGAUGAUGAUGGCUUGGUGAUAUCUGGGUAUGGCUCAGGGGAAACCUUUGACUCUAACCUACCCCCUACUGAUGAUGAAGAUUUUUACACCACCUUCUCCUUGGUAACAGAUAAGAGUCUUUCCACUUCAAUCUUCGAAGGUGGCUACAAAGCACACGCACCCAAGUGGGAAUCCAAGGACUUUAGACCUAACAAAGUCUCCGAAACUGGUAGGACUACUACCACGUCUUUGUCCCCUGAGCUGAUCCGCUCCACAGCUUCGUCCUCGACUGUGAUGAUUCCCAAAUUGCCAGCUGGCAAAAUGAAUAACCGUGAGCUCAAACCCCAGCCUGACAUAGUCUUGCUUCCGUUGCCCACUGCCUAUGAGCUAGACAGCACAAAGCUGAAGAGCCCGCUAAUCACUUCCCCCAUGUUCCGUAAUGUGCCCACAGCAAACCCCACGGAGCCGGGAAUCAGACGGGUUCCGGGGGCCUCAGAGGUGGUCCGUGAGUCGAGCAGCACAACGGGGAUGGUCGUCGGCAUUGUGGCUGCUGCCGCCCUCUGCAUCCUCAUCCUCCUGUACGCCAUGUACAAGUACAGGAACAGGGACGAGGGGUCCUAUCAGGUGGACGAGACGCGGAACUACAUCAGCAACUCAGCCCAGAGCAACGGCACGCUCGUGAAGGAGAAGCAGCAGAGCUCAAAGAGCGGCCACAAGAAGCAGAAAAACAAGGACAAAGAGUAUUAUGUGUAAAAAAGAAUAAUUAUUUAUAUAUAAAUAUAGAAAUACUUAAUGAGAUUUAACUGAGAUAUCAGAACCAUUGCAGCGAACGAGAUGAUUGGGAGAUAUCGUUUGUGGGAAAAAGUAUUGGGAAAAAAUUUCAGCAGUGACUGUUAAUGUCUAAGUCCUCACUUGGAGUCAGCAAACUUUGCCCUAAUGUAUUAUAAAGCACACUUAGCGUUCUGGAGAUGGCGCGCACAGCUCUGCUCUGUUAGUGAACUUGGACAUCUCCAAAUCUCCUCCUCCGCUGAACUUUCUGCAAAGGUAGAAGACUUCAUGGCUUACUUGUUUCAUAUCUCCAAGUGAGUCUUUAACAAUGUUCGUGAUCCCUGACUGUAUCAAUAAUUUUUCAGUUUACUUAUUUAAAAAAAAAAAAAAAAAAAGGAAGGAAAAAGAAAAAAUAUAAACAUUAUUAAACAACAAAGAUGUAUUGAACAAACUGAUCUGGCCGUGUCCAGCAUACACAUAACUUUUCGAGAUUGGAGGAGGGGAAUAAAUGAGUUUGGAGAUUGUUGGUUUUUUGGUUUGAUUUUGUUUUGUUUCUUGGGUUGCUUUUUGUUUGGUUUCUUUGGUUACUUUGGGUGAGGGAGGGAAGAGUGGAGUGGAAUGAUGUGGGGGGUGACCCAGGACACGAGAAGAAAUCUCGGAAAAAAAAAUCCAUAAUAAAUAAAGAGAGACUAUUGCCGUAUAUGAAUUCAAAAGCUACCCAUGGUGUUUACUCUGCAUAUCUGGUUGUAUUGUCUCUAGAAUCCAUCAUCUUGUAGUAAGUUGUUUGCUAACAACGCAGUGACAAUGUCUGAUGAGUGGUGCUGAGAAAAUUGUCAUGGAAAUGUGGUUCUCUUGGAUCUGGCUCC